This is a messenger RNA of Pieris macdunnoughi, 1401 nucleotides long. NCBI's taxonomy places the organism in Eukaryota, Metazoa, Arthropoda, Insecta, Lepidoptera, Pieridae. The record is from the annotation of a GenBank genome assembly.
AUGACCGCAAAAACUCGCUCACAUUGGAAGGAAUAUGGAACAGCGCUGUGUGCGACGCUGAUCACCGCAACAGCAGGUACUUGCUACGGUUGGCCUUCCCCCAUUCUUCAGUAUCUGCAGUCACCGCAGAGUUACAUACCGACAACAGCAGACGAAGGAUCAUGGAUCGUGUCCAUCAUGAUCCUGUGUUCGGCACUCACGCCGAUACCAUCAGCAUACUUCGCAGACCGCUUUGGCAGAAAAACCACAUUACUCCUUGGAGCAGUCCCCUUCAUAAUUGGCUGGAUAUUAGUCAUCGUAGCCAAGUCUGUUGCCGUGCUAUAUGUGGCUAGAAUGUUCUCCGGGCUUGGUUAUGGAAUAGUGUACACAGUUGCUCCAAUGUACACGGGAGAAAUAGCUACGAAUGAAGUCCGUGGCGCCCUCUCUACACUUAUCACAUUGAUGAAUAAGGUUGGAAUUCUUGCCCAAUACUGCAUCGGACCAUUCGUAACCAUAAAAACCUUAGCGGCUAUCAACAUGAUCCUGCCCAUUACUUUCGUAUUAACUUUCAUCUUUCUGCCCGAAUCGCCCUACUAUUACCUGAAAUUUGAGCGCACGGAGAGAGCAGAACGUGCUCUUAGACAUUUACGCAGUGGUGAUAUAAGAUUGGAACUUAAAAACAUAGAAAUCAACGUUCAGGAGGACAUGAAAAACCGAGGUACAUGGGGUGAUCUGGUAACCGAAGCGACGAACAGAAAAGCCCUCUGGAUAAGUUUAGGAAUCUUCACAAUCCAACAGUUUUGUGGCAGCGCUGCUCUUGUUGCGUAUGCCCAAACAAUAUUCGAUAUAACUGAUAGCCACAUAGAGCCGUAUAAGGCAACAAUAUAUGUGGGAUGUGUCCAAGUUGCCACUUGCUGCCUGUCGGUUCUUUUGGUCGAUCGUGUUGGACGGAAACCACUGCUUCUAUUGUCUGCGCUAGGGGUGGGACUAAUGAAUGGCGUUCUUGGAACUUAUUUCUACUUCUACCUGUCGAAUAAGGAGUCAGUCGCAGUCCUUCAUUGGCUACCGAUAGCGGCUAUGAUGAUUUACAUUAUUUGCUACGCUGUUGGUCUGUCCACGGUGCCCUACGUGAUUAUUGGAGAAAUGUUUCCGACCAACGUCAAGUUGUACGCCUCCUGUGUCGCUCAUAUUUAUACUGGAGUUUCCAUGUUUGCUGUUCAAAAACUCUUCCAGGUAAUAAGAGAUACAUAUGGUAUCUACACAGUUUUCUGGGGCUUCUGUGCGUGCUCAAUCCUCGGGCUGGUGUUCAUUCUAGCCGUGCUACCCGAGACCAAGGGGAAAUCAUUUGCUUGCAUACAGGCUCAGCUGAAAAGAGAAGUCGCCCGCGACAACGCAAGCAAACUUAUGACUGUCGAGUAUUAA